This is a messenger RNA of Lactuca saligna, 1484 nucleotides long. The record is from the annotation of a GenBank genome assembly. Lineage: Eukaryota; Viridiplantae; Streptophyta; Magnoliopsida; Asterales; Asteraceae.
AUGGACUUCGAGCGUUCAGAUAGCAGCGGAACAGAUGAUAACCUCCCUCCUUCACAUCAGAACAAAUUCAGAACUCAGAGGCCAGUUAUUGAGAACACAAGAACUGCAAUUGUUAAUAGUACUCCAUUUCUCCAAAUGCAAAACGACAUGGAAGUACAGAUCCACCAGAUAGAGCAAGAAGCAUAUUGUUCAGUUCUUCGUGCCUUUAAAGCUCAGUCUGAUGCUAUUUCAUGGGAGAUGGAAAGUUUAAUAACAGAACUUAGGAAAGAAUUGAGAGUGACAGAUGAUGAACACAGAAAGCUUCUGUCUAGAGUUAACUCUGAUGAUUUGAUUGGGAGGAUAAGGGAAUGGAGGAAAGUGAAUGUCCUUCAACCUGGAAUGCCCAAUUGCCCUACUGCUUCUGCAUCGUAUAAGAAACAGAAACCAUCUUUAUCAUAUGGUUCAACAGGUUUCAAUGGCAGGGGUGAAGCUCCUAAACAACAGGGUCUUGAAAAUAGCUCUGAUCCUCUGAUUGGGAGGAAAGUCUGGACACGUUGGCCUGAAGACAAUAGCUUCUAUGAGGCUGUUAUAAGUGACUUCAAUCCCAUUGAGGGGAAUCAUGCUCUGGUGUAUGAUGCGGGUACACCAAAUGAAGCUUGGGAAUGGGUUAAUCUCAGACAGAUAUCGCCUAAUGAUAUUCGCUGGAAACAAGAAGAUGUUGGGAUUUCUCGUACAGGUGGCGGAAGCAGAUUGGGUCACGGGAUGAAGAAGUCCAUGGCACGCGGUGGAAAUGGAAUGACUGAUGGUCCUGAAAGACGGAAUGGAAUCAUGAAAGGUCAAUCCAAGAAAGAGUUGCUACCUCCAUCACAAAAUGGCAUUGCAAAGAAGGCUUUGAGUGAUAUUCAAAUACUUCACACUGAUACCCUUGUUAAAGAGGUUGACAGGGUUUUUAGCUCAAGCAAUGCUGAUCCGAUGGAUAUUGAAAAUGCCAGAAAGUUGCUUAAAGAGCAUGAACAAGCCCUAGUUGAUGCCAUUGCAAAGCUUGAAAGCAUCUCAGACUUUGAAAGUGAUAGGGAACAGAGGUAUCAGUUCUGACAAAUGCAAAGGCAGGAAAGACGUGAAGAAAACACCAUAACUGUAACUGUGCAUGGAAGUGUAUUUGAUCUCCUUAAUCUGACAUUUGUAAGUAGAGUGGUGGUUUAGUUCUUCUUUUGUUGCUCACUAGAAAGUAGGAACAUUCCAUCUUUGUAAUCUAAUAUAUCUAUGUUCUUAUAUGCAUGGUGAAUUGUACUAGGAUUUUUUUUUUUGGAAGAGAAAAUGAAUUAGUAAUGGUCAAUCAUCUUUCAAGCGACUUAAGAAUUUUUUUGGGGGGUAUUUGAAGGAUGAGAAAUAAUAGGUCCCAAACUUAAUGAGAGUUGAUAAACCAUGGCCUUUCUAUUUGGAUAAUUUCUCUGAAAUAAAUUUGAUUUCUAUCUAUUGUCUAUUUAUAAUGACGUUUUUCUCUA